Molecule: messenger RNA, 1056 nt
Organism: Penicillium malachiteum
Lineage: Eukaryota; Fungi; Ascomycota; Eurotiomycetes; Eurotiales; Aspergillaceae
Product: kinesin light chain
Exons: 2
Coding region: 1-1056 (351 amino acids)
Biological process (GO): nucleoside metabolic process
Molecular function (GO): catalytic activity
Source: RefSeq, a predicted model, not a curated record
AUGCGACCGACGGAUCGCAGUGAAUUCGGAAUCGCCAUAAUCUGUGCUCUCACUCUCGAAGCCGACGCCAUCGAAGCUUUGUUCGAUGAGACCUACGAUAAGUUUGGUCAAGUUUACGGGAAGCAGCCAGGAGAUACGAACGUGUACAUUACUGGCAGGAUCGGUCAACAUAAUGUUGUACUGUGCUAUUUACCAGGUAUAGGCAUAGGAAGUGCAGCAGGUGCAGCAGCGAAUUUGCAAGUCAGCUUCACUCGGAUUCAUCUGGCACUUGUGGUUGGAAUCUGUGGAGCUGUUCCAUUCCCAGCUCCAAACACGGAAAUCAUACUGGGGGAUAUCAUCAUCAGUGACUGUGUCAUCCAAUAUGAUUUUGGAAGGCAGUACCCGGAUGGCUUCAGACAAAAGAGCAAUGUGAAAGAAGUUCUUGGACGACCUAGCCAGGAGAUCAGAGCCUUGCUUGCGGCCUUAAAGGGUCGCAGGACGCGAAGAGAAUUAGAAGAUCAGAUCCGCCAACAUCUGCAGUUUCUUGGAGAAGAGGAAGAUAUCUGGAAGCACCCAGGCCUUGUACAUGAUGUGCUUUUUGAGGCUUCCUAUCACCAUAAGCACCAUCAGCAACGCCCUAGUGCCACGUGCAUAUGUUUUGAUCCGAUUCUCGCUUCUGGAAUUGUUUGCGAUGAGGCAGUCCAAAAGGACUGCAGUAGCCUGGGAUGUACAGAGAAUCAGAUCACUCGCCGUCGAUGUGGCAUUAAUUCCACUACCAAACCAUCCGUCCAUAUAGGGUCACUUGCAUCAGCCAACACAGUUAUGAAAUCUGGAGAGCACCGCGACAGAAUAGCUGAACGAGAGGGAGUCAUUGGCUUCGAGAUGGAAGGAGCUGGAGUUUGGGACAGUGUACCUUGUAUCAUUAUCAAGGGAGUUUGUGAUUAUGCAGACAGUCAUAAGAACAAGCUUUGGCAAGAUUAUGCUGCAGCAACUGCUGCAUCAUGCGCCAAAGUCUUGCUUGGGUACUGGACACCAAGGACUACUAAAGUAUUGCCACCUAUACUUACCACAAAUUAG